CUUCUGGACUCAGAUGGUUACUACAUCUGUGAGGACAGGCCUCACAGGCUCCGUCACCACUCCCCUCUCUCCACUCAUGAAGGACACACACACACACACACACACACACACACACACACUCUGGGACGCACACUUUGUGUAAUGCGGUUUGACGACAAGGACCGGGAUGCUUGGAGCGUCAGAGGAGAGCUGGAGACAUCCUGCUCUCUGAAUUCAGCAGGAUGGUGAGCAAAGGGUCUCGGAGAAGAUGAAACGACGUGACAGACUGUGUCUUUCUCUGCCGGACGUCCUGUGCACCAAGGAAUCAUGGGAAACAUCCUCCAGUGCUGCCGCGCUCUGUCUCACUGCUUCAAACACCCGGAUGCUUCAGCUGGGGGUGGGUCUGAACAAUCCCGUCUCCUGUCCAGUGAGGAAAGCGAAUGUGACUCCUGGAGCCUGACGUUCAACCCGGAGGAUGAUCUGUUCACCAUCUCCAUCGGCGUGACCCUUCCCACCCUUCAACCGGAUCACUUCCUGUUUCCUGACAUCAUCCUGAGCAGCAGCCCGGGAGAAGAAGUGACUCUGGUGGAGCCGAUGGUGUGUCUGCUGGUUUCUGAGGAGGAAGAGGCUCUGGGGGAUGAUGACAUAGAAGGUGAAGAUGUGAGGAGUAACAGGGAGAUCCAAACUCAGACUGACGCUCGGAGACAAACACUUCAAAGCAAUAAGAAAGAAAAAGAUGAAACGGAAGGGGGACAGAGAGUUUUGGAGGCAAAUGAAGAUCCACAAACUUCACAGGAUGGAGAAUCAGAACUUAAAACUGAAAAGAAAAUAAAGAAAAGUGUAAAAUUAGACAUUUUUAGUGAGGAAAACACCCUAAGCAAGAUUAAAACCACUUCAACACAGCUGCAACACAACAGGGAGCAUCAGGAGGACUCUGGUGUCUUUGAGAUGGAGCAACAUCCUGAGAGCAUCCUGAAAGAACAAAAUAAUACCAGCAUGGAUGAAAACAUCACCUUGGAGACGCAGAAGACAGUAAAACACAAGAAAAGCAACCCCGGAUUUCAAAUUUAUCCAGUUGAAAGUUGAAAAGACCUGAGAUCGAUCACAGACUCAACAGCAGCAUGUUUGUGACACAAUGGCUGCUGUAGAGGAGGGAGACGAAGGAUCUGGACCAAUCCAAAUGUUUUUAGGUGACCUGGGAGCAUCAGCAGUCAACGAUUAGUGAAUUUAACUUCCUCUACAUGUUCCCCUGUAAAGUUUUGUGACAAUCUUUUAAGGUUUUGUGAGAAAACACAAGAAUUUUAAUGAGAAUUCCAUUUUAAGAACCAGUAAAGGAUGUGAAGACAUCUUUAUCAAAAACUAACAAAGAACAGAAAAAAUAAAGGGAAACUAGAUUCUGGAAAGUUGAAUCUGUUAUUUUAGGUUUUGUGUGAAAAUAAGCCCAGGACUAUAAAUGCGCUUCACAAAAGUGAUGUAAUGGAACCAGACACGAAGAAUGCAGGGAAAAGGGCUGUGAGUUCAGCGAACUUCAAAUCCUAAGUUCCCGCAGGAGGAAAGGACCACCAUAAAUCUGUAGCGGCUACGCUAGGGGAGAGAUGAAGUGGUGACGUUACAUAGUGACGUGCCGAUGUAUUAAUGCUAAUUACGAACUUGUACAAGCUGAAGGAUAUUGAUGUAAAGUGUUCAUUUUGCAACGUACACCCUGAAACUACUUCACAUUUAUUCUGGUCGUGUGAGUUUACUUACAAGUUUUGGAAAGAUGUCAAUUCAUUCUUAACUCACAACAUUCUUCCUGAUUUCUCCCUGUUCUAUAAAAAUGUCAUUUUUGGUUGUUUUGGAGGCAGUGGUAAAGAUAACGAUGCACUCUUUCUGAUAAACUUGAUUUUAUUUGUUGCUAAGUUCCAUAUCCAUAAAUCUAAACUCUGUAAUAAAAAGCCAUUUUUUCCUGUGCUAAGAGCAGAACUGGAACAGUAUAUAUCCACCAUUUCUUGUGUACAGAACAAAAAAGCAGUUAAAACUCUGAAUACUUGUACGCUGU
This is a messenger RNA of Nothobranchius furzeri (turquoise killifish), 2017 nucleotides long. RefSeq lists its product as uncharacterized. The record is from RefSeq and is a predicted model, not a curated record. NCBI's taxonomy places the organism in Eukaryota, Metazoa, Chordata, Actinopteri, Cyprinodontiformes, Nothobranchiidae.